Molecule: messenger RNA, 2920 nt
Organism: Biomphalaria glabrata
Lineage: Eukaryota; Metazoa; Mollusca; Gastropoda; Planorbidae
Product: pancreas transcription factor 1 subunit alpha-like
Exons: 4
Coding region: 230-982 (250 amino acids)
Biological process (GO): developmental process; regulation of transcription by RNA polymerase II
Molecular function (GO): DNA-binding transcription factor activity, RNA polymerase II-specific; RNA polymerase II transcription regulatory region sequence-specific DNA binding; protein dimerization activity
Source: RefSeq, a predicted model, not a curated record
CUUGACCAACUUGCAGCAGUAUCCAAGCUGUGACUUUGUGACAAUCGUUUCAAUACGCAGUGAUAUAACAUUCGUCCUAUAUUCCGUUAUGUAUCAAACCGUGUACUUGACAUCAAUGUCGCUGUUUGCUAGUUAUAGAGUAUGUUGUAUCUAGCACUAGUCAUACAAUGCCGCAAGCUUGAUUUAAGCUUCAAUUAAGAAAAUCUGUGUGAUUAGUUUUUCAACCAGGAUGUCAGGAUAUCAAGAAAGUUUCUGUAACUUGCUUGACUUAAACAGCUCCAGUCUAAUGGAUGAAUCGGUGUGUCCGUCCAUCGAGGAGUCGAGUUACACUAGAUACGAGCAAACUACUUCAGAGCACACGCAAUUUCCUGUAGAAGACUAUCCCUCGUGUGCAUAUUUGUCCAAACAACAUCCUUAUUCUCAUCAUGGUAACCAAUCUGACGUCAUGCACAACUAUUCUGGGACAAUGUCCGAAUAUUCUAACCUGGAGGAGCGCUCUGCACUGCCCGAGGCAGACGAUGACCGAGUCUAUGAAUAUUAUGAACAGGGGAGCUCAUUUGGUUAUCAAGACCCUCACGAUGCAACCAAUUCUUACUGCUCUUUCCAAUACGGUGGCGUACCUCGGGCUGCAGCCAAUGUCAGGGAAAGAAAGAGAAUGAUGAGCAUCAACGGAGCCUUCGAGGAGCUACGCCUGCACGUGCCGACAUUUCCUUUUGAGAAAAGACUUUCCAAGAUUGACACGCUGCGACUCGCUAUCGCCUACAUUGCCUUGCUGAGAGACAUUCUUGUAUCAGGGACAGAUCCAUUGGAGUUCGUGGAGGCCAGUAUACACGGCCGGAAAGAAAAUCACUCUGAAUGGAAUACUAGCGAUUUAAUGUCCAGACUUUCGUGGGUUCGAUGGGAAAAUCUUGGAGCCAGAAGAUAUGGAGCAUACUCUUCUUCACAGCCUGGUCACCGGAAACACCCUCACAGUGGCGAGUAGAGGCGGGAUCAUAAUGGAGGACUUAACACUAACAUUUACAGAGUGAAAGAAAUUUUUUUUAAAAUCUAACAACACAAGUUUCAUACUUUACCAUGAGAUAUUUGAGAAUAUAUGUAGAGUCCACUCUAAGUGAUGACAAGGAAUUCGGGUGUUGUUAGAUUUAGUACAGUCGCAGUUGGCAUAGGAUGUAUUUCUUAUUGCAAAUAAUUAUGUAAUAUAAAAAAAAAUAAGGACUGUAAUUCAUUUAUAUAAGUAUCGACGGAGAUGAACAUUUGAGUUUAUGUAGAUUUCAAUGUCUUCAAACUUGUAGAAAAUGUUGACCAAAAAAACAACAACUCUGCAAUGGAAUCAAAACGAAUGUAGGAAAAAAAAAAGAAGUGUAGUAGGAUCUUUAAGUUUAAAAAGAAAUGCAGGCCACAUCUUUUGUGAUGAGAUUGAAGAGAUAUAAAAAAAAAUCAUUUCAUUAAGUCAUGUCUGUGUAGUAUAGAACUAAAUGUCAUUGUACUCAAUGUGACAUGUACGUGUAUAGAUACACCUCAUUUAACUGCAUUCCUUGUAGAGACUUGUGGUUAGAUCUUAUAUAUCUUGUGUGUUGACUAUUUGAGAAUGCCUUGCACAGCAUUAUACACAUGUCGAGGAAGUUGACUCUCUGACAGCAAAGUAAACGUAAGCAUCUUCUUUUAAAGUAAUGUUUGUAUUAAAUAAGAGAAGCAUGUCCAGCACAUUGUAGCUGGCACCUCACUUUAAAUUUCACAUGAUCUUUAGAAACCAGAUGUCCUCCUUCGUGAUGGCGGGGUGCUCGCCUGACUGGUAAAUAUCCGAAAACAAUAUAAAGCCCAAAACUUCAAAACAAAAAAAAGUGUUAAUUAAUGCGAGAGAGAGAGAGAGAAAGAAAAAAGAGAGAGAGAGAGGUAGUGGGAAGGGUUACUUCAAACUAAACAAUGGGCAGAGAAGUAGAGGAGAAGUUGAUGAUACAACUUUGAGGAGAAUAAAAUUUAAGAAGAAAAAUGUAAAAACGUUGACCUUAAACUCCAGACCAGUGGAGCGGCCAGAUCUGUAAAGGGGGGAGCAUAAUGCAGUGAAUCAAACAUUGAUUUACCGGCAUUUUCAAAUUAAAACUGUCAUCUGUUGUGUUUUUUAAUAUUUCGUUCACAUGUUUUAAUGAGCCAUGGUCCACUGAUUCACAGAUUUGAAAAGUAAAUACACACUUGACAAACCUCCCAAUGAAGUGUUAUUAAGUUAUUUCCUUAUUGUAGAUAAAUAUAUUGUAGCAUAUCCGGCCUAUGCGAUUGUUCCGUAUGUAGAAGCUGCAUAUUAUUAAAUGUUCUAUUCAAGAAAUAAUCAAUGGUUUUACAUACGACUUUUACCACAAGAUGGCAAAGUGUAUUCACAUUCAUAUAUAUUAAAGUUUCUGUAGCAGAAAGAAAAAGUAUUGAAUGGUAGGUAACUUAUAUGUAUGUAACUUUUCAGUCUGGUAGUGGUUUGAAUAAGGCUUUGGUUCAUUAAAUCAUUAAGUGCAAACCUUUUUCUUUCAUUUUAAGCUUGACUUUGAAAAACAAAUGUUGCAGGUGAAGAGUUGGAACCAUGUGACAUACACACACAACAGAAUGCACAGAUGUCUUUAAUUAAACAAACAAAAAAUUGUCACAUCUGACAUCUUCUACUGGAUUGCAGAGUACGCAUGUAAACCAGCCUACAAAACUUCCAAUGAUAUUUAGUGAUCAGCACUUUGUGUUUAUCUUGUUCCGCAUCAUAUGUUCCACGUUACUUGUGAACGUUUGAUGUUACGAAGUUAUCGUUAUCUUUACAUUUUUGAAAUAUGGUGGAUUACUUGAAUAAUAGUAAUAUUUUUAAAGAUAUUUCUGAUACUAACAUAGUAGCUUUUGUACAAGAUUGUUCUUGUUAUCAGUAUUGAUUGAUUCUAUUUAUAACAGACUU